AAAACCAGGAUAAGGGGACAAAGAAGAAACAGGGUGAGUACUGAGUAGGGAGUAGAGAAGAAUAGAGCAGAGAAGAGAGAAAUGGUGGUGAUGAGCGUAGCGAAAGCUCAAGAGCUAUAUCCACUCUCUCUCCUCAACUUCAUUCCUCCUUCUUCAUUCCUUUCAAAUACCAAAUUCUCUUCUCUAUCUUUACAAUUACCAUCAUCUUUACAAUCACACCCCUAUUCUCUCUCUUCUUCACCAUCAAUUUACCUAAAAAAACCCCUUCAAUUCCAUGCUUCAGUCGGUAAUAAACAGACAUUUGCAGUCGAAGAAACCGAAACCGAUAAAACGACGAGUUUUGAUAUUGAUUGGGAUAGUAAUGAAGCAAAGAAGAAUUUCAACCUGCAAUUUGAGUCACCAAUUGUAGAGGUGAAAGAAUUGGAGGAUUUACCAGAGAAUUGGCGAAGGUCGAAGUUAGCUUGGCUUUGUAAAGAGUUGCCUGCUUUAAAACGGCCUACACAAAUUCGACUUUUGAGUGCUCAGAAGAAAUGGAUGCGUCAGGAGGAUGCUACUUAUGUUGCUCAUCAUUUUCUGCGUAUUCGUCUUCACGAUUCGGCGUAUUCGGUGUACAAGUGGAUGAUCCAGCAACAUUGGUUUCGAUUUGAUUUUCCCCUGGCUACCAAGCUUGCUGAUUACGUUGGUCGAGAGAGGAAAUAUAUGAGAUGUCGGGAGAUUUUUGAUGACAUAAUAAAUCAGGGACGGGUUCCUAGCGAAUCAACAUUUCAUAUCUUGAUUGUUGCAUAUCUCAGUGCCUCAAGUGAGGACUGUCUAAAGGAAGCAUGUGAUAUUUACAAUCGCAUGAUACAUUUAGGAGCCUACCGCCCUCGGCUAAGUCUGCACAAUGCUCUCUUCAGAGCCAUCGUUACCAGACCUGCAAGUUCUGUGAAGCAGUACCUUAAUCAGGCAGAGUUCAUUUUCCAUAAUCUCGUAACCUGUGGAUUAGAGAUACAUGAUGAUAUUUAUGGUGGCCUCCUUUGGCUUCAUAGCUAUCAGGAUAUUAUUGACAAAGAGCGAAUGUUGUUUCUUCUGACGGAGAUGCAUCAGAGGGGAAUUCCAGAAAGCAGAGAUACUCUCUUAUCCAUUAUGAGGGCUUGCUCUAAAGAAGGUGAUGUGGACAAAGCAGAAAAGACCUGGGUCAAGCUUCUAAAUUGUGAUGGUGGCAUUCCUUCUCAAGCUUAUGUGUACAAAAUGGAUGUCUAUGCUAAGGUCAGGGAUUCUGAGAAGUCUCUAAAGAUAUUUAGAGAAAUGCAGGAACAGUUUGGAUCAACAAAUAUUGUGGCUUACCACAAGAUUAUAGAGAUUAUGUGUAAUGAUCAAGAAGUGGAACGGGCAGAGUCUCUUAUGAACGAGCUUGUUGGGAGUGGUCUGAAGUCUCUUACACCGUCUUAUGUGGAUCUUUUGAAUAUGUACUACAAACUAAGCUUACAUGAUAAAGUUGAGUCCACCUUCUUAAAAUGCCAUGACAAAUGCCGCCCAAAUCAGAUUAUUUAUGGUAUCUACUUGGACUCUCUGGUGAAAACUAACAAUAUUGAGAAGGCUGAAAGCAUCUUUAACCUGAUGUUAGAGAAUGACGCUAUUGGUAUAAGCAACAGGUCAUGUAAUACCCUAUUAAGUGGUUACCUAUCUUGUGGAGAUACCUUGAAAGCUGAAAAACAAUAUAGGUUAAUGCGCCAGAAGAAUUAUGAAGUUGAAUCUUCUUUGAUGGAAAAGCUGGACUCCAUUGUUAGGUCCAGCAAGAAAGUUGUUCAGAAAUCGGUGACCUUAAAAUUAUCUCCAGAACAAAGAGAGAUUUUGGUGGGUUUGCUGCUGGGUGGCUUGCAAAUUGAGUAUUCAGGGGAAAAGAUGCUACAUUUUGUCUGUUUCAAAUUCAAGGAUAAAUCUGGCAUACAUUCCAUCUUAAAAAGACACAUAUACAACAAGUUCCAUGAAUGGCUGCAACAUUCCAACGGCUCAUUAGAUGAUAAUGUUGAUAUCCCUUCAACAUUCUUGACAGUCCCACAUACUUGCUUUGGUUUCUAUGCUCAUCAGUUCUGGGAAAAUGGGAGGCAAAGCAUUCCCAAACUAAUUCACCGGUGGUUGUCACCACGUGUUCUUGCUUACUGGUUUAUGUAUGGUGGAUAUAUAGCACCGAAUGGAGACAUUUUAUUGAAGUUGAAAGGAAGCAAAGAUGAUUUGGAGAGGGUGUUUAAAGCAUUGAAAUCAAAAUCAUUGGAGUUCAGGAUAAAGCAAAAAGGCAAGGUGUUUUGGUUAGGUUUUAUGGGAAGCCAUUCUACUUGCUUUUGGAAACUUAUAGAACCCUACCUUUUGUACGAGUUACAAGACUUCCUUAAAGUUGACGAACAAAUCUCAGAGAAUUCAACCACAGAAAACUCAAGCGUUUCGUUAAGUAGCGAGUCUGAUUCAAAUAACAGCAGUGAGCCUUAUUCGGAUUUAUCCGACAGCGACGAUCCUUGAAGACUCAUGUAGGUUCUGCCUGGCUGUCCUGACCCUCAAUUUAUCUGAGGAGAAUGCUUUUGAAGUGGCACUUACGCAUUAAUGCACUGGCUUGGUUUCUACUGCAACUGGGUAUGUUGGAGGAUCUUUCUUUCUUAAUACUUAGCAAUAUAAGCUUUGUACAUAGUCAAAGGGUGUAGAAUCCUUACCUUGUAAUCUUAGAUAGGGAAUCAAUCAAUCAAUUUAGGUAACAUAUACAGCUGAGUCCAUCUUGCUAAAUGGAAGUGCAUUUUUGGGUUUCUCUGUCUGUCGUCGUAAGUUGGAAAUGUAGUUUGAUGCACUGUGCGUUAAGUUUUUUUUUUUUAUAUAUAAGAAAUGCAGUACCCUUUUGUCUAGUAUUAACAGUCACAUAUAUGAAUAUCGAAAAUUCAAACAUCCUUAGAAAAGAAA
Molecule: messenger RNA, 2925 nt
Organism: Beta vulgaris subsp. vulgaris (sugar beet)
Lineage: Eukaryota; Viridiplantae; Streptophyta; Magnoliopsida; Caryophyllales; Amaranthaceae
Product: pentatricopeptide repeat-containing protein At2g15820, chloroplastic
Exons: 2
Coding region: 82-2496 (804 amino acids)
Biological process (GO): mRNA cis splicing, via spliceosome; Group II intron splicing; photosystem I assembly
Molecular function (GO): endonuclease activity; protein binding
Source: RefSeq, a predicted model, not a curated record